Messenger RNA from Penicillium argentinense, 1662 nucleotides. RefSeq names its product Gfo/Idh/MocA family protein. The transcript has a single exon. Gene Ontology annotation, molecular function: nucleotide binding. The record is from RefSeq and is a predicted model, not a curated record. Bases 1 to 1662 code for a protein of 553 amino acids. NCBI's taxonomy places the organism in Eukaryota, Fungi, Ascomycota, Eurotiomycetes, Eurotiales, Aspergillaceae.
AUGAAAGAGCCUCAGCUUCCAGCUCCCGAUCCUCCAAGCCACUCGGCAAAUGGAAAUUUCAGGAAACAGACUCGUUUCCUCGUCAUUGGUGCCGGAUCCCGUGGGAAUGCCUAUGCACGCGCCGUGACAACUGCUACUCCAGGCACCAUCCAUGCCGUCGCCGAACCACACCCCUUCAAGCGGAGCGAAUUCGGACGAAAUUAUAUCUGGGGAAGCGAGGGCACUCCAUCGGAAGGACAAGUAUUCAGCGACUGGCGCGAAUGGAUCAAGUGGGAGACUACUCGACGACAGCGAGCUAGUAAAGACAGCGACGACGGCAAUGGGACAACAGGCUCGGGCCCAGUCGGCGUGGACGGUGUCUUUAUCUGCACUUUAGACGAAACACACGUUGAGAUCGUGCAGGCAAUUGCACCACUACAGCUCCACAUCCUCUGCGAAAAGCCACUAGCUCUAUCGCUGCAAGAUUGCCUGACAGUCUACCGGACACUCCAGCCGCCAGAGAGCUCAACGCAGAAGCCCCGGUCGCCCCCAACGAUCUUCUCGAUCGGCCAUGUCCUCCGCUAUAGCCCGCACAACACCCUCCUGCGCAAACUACUCCUCGCAGACCGGGUCAUCGGCGACAUCGUCUCGCUGGAACACUGCGAGCCAGUAGGCUGGUGGCAUUUCUCGCACAGCUACGUCCGGGGAAACUGGCGACGAGCCAAUGCGGCGGGAGACGGCUCAUUGCUCACGAAAUCCUGCCACGAUAUCGACUUUAUCCUCUGGCUUCUCUGCUCGCCGCCUUCCCUCGAGACAGCGCGAGCGGAGGGCCAUGAGCCACAUUUCCCGCGCUCGAUUUCCUCCGCGGGCGCCCUGACGCAAUUCCGGCGUGCGCGCAAGCCUACUGCGGCCAAGGAUGCGACUAAUUGUCUUUCCUGUCCUGCGGAGCCGGAUUGCAGCUAUAGUGCUCUGAGGAUUUAUAAGGAUCGUCAUCUGGCGAAGGGUCAUCGGGCCUGGCCGGUGGACAUUGUCUGUCCUGACAUUGAAGAUGUGUAUCAAUCGCGAGGGCCCGAAGCUGCGGAAGCUCAUCUCCUCUCUUGUUUACGGGAGGAUUAUGAUGUUACCACUGAUGCGGACUCGGCCAUUUCUGCGCGGCCUUGGUAUGGGCGAUGCGUGUACGAGGCGGAUAAUAAUGUCUGCGAUGAUCAGACUGUCACGUUUGCGUGGGAUGAUGAAGAGAAGGCGCCCGGGCGUCUGGCGAAGACUGCGACGUUCCAUAUGAUUGCGCCGACGGAGAAACAGUGUGAGCGUCGCGGACGUGUCUAUGGAACGACCGGUGAGAUCGAGUAUGACAGCAACACGAUCUCGAUUUAUGAGUUUGCGACUGCGAAGACAACGACCAUUAAUGUCCCCAAGCCACCGCCAGACCAGAAAGAGUCUCACGGGGGUGGAGACUAUGGCCUUGCUAGGCAAUAUGUCCGUGCCGUUGAAGCUGUUGUGAAUGAUGGCCUUGAUAUUGAAACAGCGCAGGCACGGUUUGUCGGGUGCACGCUGGAAGAGGCUGUCAUGAGUCACGCCGUGGUGUUUGCAGCCGAGGAGGCGAGACGUGAUGAACAAGUCGUCAUGUGGAAGGAGUGGUGGGACACCAAAUUGGCAGCGUCGGCGAAGGCUUGGACAGCCUGA